UCUGUACUUCCUGGCAAUAUCUCUCAUUCCUCUACUUAAAAUUUUAACUAAAAAUACUUUUGGCUAAAUUUGUAACUAAAACUUCUUCAUUUGGUUUCUCAAAAUUAAAUUUUAAUUAAAUUCUGCACAAUGCUUCCCAUCGAUCCUCACAACGAGAUGGCCUACUCCUUCGUCGUUUUCGGAGCCUCAGGUGUUUUGGCCAAGCAGAAGCUGUUUCCAGCGCUCUGGGCCCUCUACCGGGACCAUCGUUUGCCGCAGGGCUUCAAGAUAUUCACCUUCUGCCGGAGUCACCUGCAGACGAAGACCUUGCGGCUGCAGGUGCUGCCCUACAUGGACCUAGACAAGAGCCGGGACCCGAAGAAGUACAACCUCUUCUGGACGAACGUGCACUGUGUGCAGGGUGAGUACGACAGGCCGGAGCACUAUGUGGCCCUCGGCGAGGCAAUGGCUCGCCAGGAGGCGAAGCACGGCCAGGUGCAGGCGAACCGCAUCUUCUACCUGGCCCUGCCGCCGGUCGUCUUCGACCAAGUGACCCUCAACGCCAGCCGCAAGUGCACCUCCUCCUCGGGCUGGACUAGGAUCGUGGUGGAGAAGCCCUUUGGGCGGGACGACGUCUCCUACCGCGCCUUCCAGACCUCGCUGUGCAACAGCUUCCGGGAGUCGCAGAUCUACCUGAUGGACCACCUGCUCAGUCGCCAGGUGAUGCAGAACUUCUUCGCGCUGCGCUACUCGAACCACCUGUGGGGCGAGACCCUGAACCACCGCCACGUGGCGGCGGUGAUGAUCUCGGUGAAGAGCGAGCUGUCGGUGUCGGCGGGACGCGCGGACUACUUCAACCACUUCGGCAUCAUCCGCGACCUGAUGACCAACCACAUGGUGCAGGUGCUGGCCAUGCUGACCAUGGACCAGCCGUACGCGAACACCGCCGACGACCUGCGUGCCGAGCGGCUGAAGGUCCUGCGCCAGGUGCUGACCCCCACCAUGGCGGACGUGGUACUGGCCCAGUACCGCAACAACGGGCGCGAGGCGGACCCGGCCAAGUGCGGCUUCACGGAGCACAGCUACGUGCCGAAGGACUCCUUCACGCCCACCUUCGCCCUGGUGGUGCUGCGCAUCAACAACCGCCGCUGGACCGGCGUGCCCUUCAUCCUGCGGGCCGGCCAGGCCCUGAACGACACCAAGUCGGAGGUGCGCAUCCAGUACAAGCCGGCGGACUGCGACGUCUUCCACGGCGAAAGCGCGGACGCGCGCAACGAACUCGUCCUGCGAUCCUCGCCCACGGAGGAGCUCUUCAUGCGCGUGCGCCUAAAGCGGCACGGCGAGGAUCUCUGCCUGCGCGAAAGCGAGAUCAACCUGCGUGUGGACGAACGUCGUGGACCCAGGGGCGUCGAUGGCUAUUGCGGCUCCCUGCUCAACGUCAUCCAGGGCGACCAGACCCUCUUCAUGCGCACCGACGAGCAGUGCGAGAUCUGGCGCAUAUUUUCCCCCAUCCUUAGCUCAAUCGAAUUCGACCGCCCCCGGCCGCUGCACUACGAUUUCGGGUCCCGGGGACCGCUGCAGGCCUACCGCCAGGCGGAGCGUGCCGGCUUCGUCUUCUUCGCCUCGGACGAGUGGCACCAGAGCGAGGCGACGCUGGAGUACACGCUCAAGCGGAGCAAACAGCUCAUCGGACCCCACACCGCACUCAGGCCGGUCCGGGAGCCCCGCUCGAAGCUCAGCUCCAAGUCUUAGGGCUGAAAGUGGGCUAAUGAAAUCUAGAGCGAAAGUUUUUUAAUUAAGCAAGUGCUGAAUGCAGAACUGCACCAGCUGGCCACCGCUUCACCUUGACCGCCCCACUAGCCUAGCCCUUUACUUAACAACACUUUUCCUCCAGUUCGGUGUUCUUGUGCACUGCACUUGCUGGCAAUGUUUCUGGGUAGGAUGUUGCCCCGGGGGUGUAGCAACACGCAUGGCUUGGCCAUUGUCCAUUGGACUAAGGAUUGCACGGAGCUGGUAAACAACAGCAGCCCUUGAAUUCCCUAGGAAAGUUAUGUCUUCUAAUAAUUGUACUUAGAACCCUUUGUCAUGCGUAAUA
This is a messenger RNA of Drosophila gunungcola (fruit fly), 2074 nucleotides long. Its product is annotated as glucose-6-phosphate 1-dehydrogenase. Gene Ontology annotation, molecular function: glucose-6-phosphate dehydrogenase activity; NADP binding. Gene Ontology annotation, cellular component: cytosol. The record is from RefSeq and is a predicted model, not a curated record. NCBI's taxonomy places the organism in Eukaryota, Metazoa, Arthropoda, Insecta, Diptera, Drosophilidae. The coding region runs from base 130 to 1731 and encodes 533 amino acids. The transcript has a single exon. Gene Ontology annotation, biological process: pentose-phosphate shunt, oxidative branch; glucose metabolic process.